Messenger RNA from Tachyglossus aculeatus (Australian echidna), 2488 nucleotides. It is a transcript of the gene NCALD, whose product is annotated as neurocalcin delta. The record is from RefSeq and is a predicted model, not a curated record. The transcript is spliced from 4 exons. Lineage: Eukaryota; Metazoa; Chordata; Mammalia; Monotremata; Tachyglossidae. Gene Ontology annotation, cellular component: cytosol. The coding region runs from base 116 to 697 and encodes 193 amino acids. Gene Ontology annotation, molecular function: actin binding; tubulin binding; calcium ion binding. Gene Ontology annotation, biological process: calcium-mediated signaling.
GAAUGCUUGUGAGGAUCUGUUGGGUCUCUGUUGCUGCUGCUUCCCAGGCGCUCCCAGAGCAUGGACUGUUAAAGUCGGUCAUUUCUACUGUGUGAGCUAAAUCUUCAACACCGAAAUGGGGAAACAGAACAGUAAGCUGCGUCCUGAGGUCAUGCAGGAUUUGCUAGAAAGCACAGACUUUACAGAGCAUGAAAUCCAGGAAUGGUACAAAGGCUUCUUGAGAGACUGCCCGAGCGGGCAUUUGUCAAUGGAGGAAUUUAAGAAAAUCUAUGGGAACUUUUUCCCUUAUGGGGACGCUUCCAAAUUCGCCGAGCACGUAUUCCGCACUUUUGAUGCCAACGGGGAUGGAACAAUAGACUUCAGAGAAUUCAUCAUAGCCCUGAGUGUGACGUCACGAGGGAAACUGGAACAGAAACUGAAGUGGGCCUUCAGCAUGUAUGACCUGGAUGGGAAUGGCUACAUCAGUAAAUCAGAAAUGCUGGAGAUUGUGCAGGCAAUCUAUAAGAUGGUUUCCUCGGUAAUGAAGAUGCCGGAAGAUGAAUCCACCCCAGAGAAAAGGACAGAGAAAAUCUUCCGCCAGAUGGAUACCAAUCGAGACGGAAAACUCUCCCUGGAAGAAUUCAUCCGAGGAGCCAAGAGUGAUCCGUCGAUAGUCCGACUCCUGCAGUGUGAUCCCAGCAGCGCUGGCCAGUUCUGAACACCCCCCUUGUUUGGAUGAAGUGUAGUGCUGCUUAUUUUGGGUUUUUUAUUAUUAUUAUUAAUGUUAAUUUUUUUGCCAAACAACAUUCAUGGUGAUGUUGCCGCUGUAUGGCCCAAUAUGCCUUCUUCUGUGGCAUCUGUUAGCUUCUUUCCUCGUGGAUGUGAUUACGAGAAUGCUGAAUGUUCUGAUCAGCUUGUCGAUAGCACGGACAGUGCUGUUUUACACGGACAUUGUGGCGUUCGUGGUUUUAGAGUUUUUUUGGUUUGGGUUAUUUUGUGUGGGGGGAGGAAGGGGGUGGUUAAUGUAUCUGUUUUCAAAGCUAGCGAUCGGCAGUGAUGAAAGAGUGAAAUGCGCAGAUUCUGACAUGACUUUAGGCAGCUGUGUGACUCUCCCUGAUGUGUCUGACGUACACUCAGUAAAGGUUAAAAGGGCAAAUAUCUUGGGUUCUGUUGCCCCAGAGCAUGGGGUUAUAGUCCAUAGGCAUAUGUUGUCCUCCACUACAGGCCUGGAAAAUUCCCCGGCGGUGACCCCAUUUGAUCCCCAAGCCAAUUUCAGGCUGCUAUUUCUAAGCUGUGAACAUUUCAAAGGUGAAUAGAGAAGAGGGAAAAAAACUCCCCCCCAAAACAGCUAUUUUGGGCAGGUUUAUACCAGUCCACUUAACGUUAAAAGUGAAAUCUGAAAUCCUUGUAUACUGUAUAUUGCAAGUCAGACCCUCCCUGAUAACCUCAGCUCUAAGGAAAGACGUGCAGAAAACGAUGAUUGUUGAGGGCUAAAUGUCCAACUCAUUUAAGGGAGAUGUGUGUCCAAGGUGAAAUCCUGGAGAUCGUACUGAUGCAGUGUUACAACCGAGGACUGUUUCCUUAGCUUAUCGUAAGGGAGACUAGCUCAUUGUGGGCAGGUAAUGUAUCUGCUUAUUGUUAUAUCGUACUCUCCCAAGCACUUAGUACAGUGGUCUUCACACAAUAAGCGCUCAAUAAAUGUGAUCGAAUGAAUGAUUGAAUGAACAAUGAAUGUUCCUGCCUUGCUUGCAAGUACAAUUCUCUGUUUGCACAAAUGUCCCAACCGGUAGGUGUAUGUAUAUUCUGUACUGAAUGAAAAAGAAAUGCAACUGGCGCCCAAAGCUUCGCUCAGGUCCAUAUUCUCAUAGCAUUCCAGGGGCAGGAUUGACAGGGCAAGGAGCGGUCACAUUCUUUGACCGUGUCAUUGUUACAGUGGUGUAGAGGUUGUACCUUGUCGACUCCUUUAGCUUUCUGGCGACUGUUCAAAUGCAAGGCGAUAGUGUGCCGGACUCAGGCGGUGUGAGCCGCAAACUUCUGGAUCUUCCCAAACAAGCCACAGUCUGAUGUAGGGCAGGAUGUUUAGAUCAAUGGGUUUUUUUUUUUUAAUUUUUUUUCAUUUCCCAAGUGGCCCCAGAAGUGUCUAUAAAGGUUCCGAUGGUCGCUACUGGCAUUGUUGGGAGUGGGAGCAGCGUGAGUUUUUUUGUUUUGUUUUUUAAAUGAGGAAUUGGAAAGGUCUAUCACUGUCCCAAAGGCCUCGGAUGGUGGUGAGUGGUGGACAUGGCAGGGUCUAGCUAAGAUCUUCUUGCAUGAUUGAAGGUGAAUUUUUGCCCCUGUAGGGGAGGGCUCACUGACUCAGAAAUGGAUGUUGUAUUGCAGCUGAAGCUCUGCAUUUCAAAUUGGUGACCGUCUAAUAACGAUACUAAUUAUUAGUGUGCAAUUUAAGUGUUUACUAUGUGCCAAGUGCUGUGCUAAAUGCUGGGGUACAUGUCAUCAGAGCAGCUGCAGUCCU